Molecule: messenger RNA, 2204 nt
Organism: Copidosoma floridanum
Lineage: Eukaryota; Metazoa; Arthropoda; Insecta; Hymenoptera; Encyrtidae
Gene: Rs1
Product: Dead-box helicase Rs1
Cellular component (GO): cytosol
Molecular function (GO): RNA helicase activity; nucleic acid binding; ATP binding
Source: RefSeq, a predicted model, not a curated record
GUAGUCUGUCUAACCUAAUUUUGAAAUGAGCGUCUGCUUCUGCUGGUUUGUUUGUUGAUAUUUUUUGUUGAAGGAAAAUUAUUUAAGUGAUCAUGGCUGAUUUGAUUAAAACUAUCGAGGACGAUGAGGAAGUUCCUGAUUAUUCAGAACCGUCUGAUUUGGAAGAUGACUAUCAGCCUCGUGUCAAAGAAAAGAAGAAAAAAGUAAGCCAAGAAGUUGACGAAAAUGCUUUUUUUACCUGCGAACAAGAUUACAAUCAAGACACAUGGAAUGACUUGAGCAAAUACAUCAAAAGAAAAGUCAAGACAAAGUUGGAUGAUAAAAUAAACAAAUACAAAAAUUUGCAUAAAGACGUGAUGAACGAGGAAGAUGAUGCAGAAGUUAAAGAAGACGAAAAUGAAGUUGAAUGGUUUCAGAGCAAAGAAGAUCUGAAGAAAGAUAACAUCAGAACGAAAGAAAAAAAGGCCAAAAAAAGAAAAGAAAAGACGCCAGAAGUAAAAGAUUUGAUGGAAUUUGAAGAAUGCAAUACUUUUACACAAGCAGCAUCAUUUUACAACAUGAAUUUGUCAAGGCCUUUAUUAAAGGCAGUCACGUCGAUGAAAUAUACAGUUCCAACGCCCAUUCAAGCUGCAACCAUACCUUUAGCACUUAUGGGUAGGGACAUAUGUGGCUGUGCUGCAACUGGAACUGGAAAAACUGCAGCUUACAUGUUGCCGACGCUGGAAAGGUUGCUAUUCAAACCCCUUGACGGAAUGGCAGUCACAAGAGUCUUGGUUUUGGUACCCACAAGAGAGUUGGGUGUUCAAGUUUAUCAAGUUACGAAACAACUAAGUCAGCAUACAACUAUUGAAGUUGGCCUGUCAGUUGGUGGAUUGGAUCUCAAAGUUCAAGAAAGUGUACUUAGAAAAAAUCCUGACAUUAUUAUUGCAACACCAGGACGUCUUAUCGAUCACUUGAACAACACGCCAUCGUUCUCCUUAAAUACAAUAGAAAUCUUAAUUUUGGAUGAAGCAGACAGAAUGUUGGAUGAAUUUUUUGCUGAUCAAAUGAAGUUCAUCAUCAAACAGUGUGCACGAACGCGUCAAACUAUUCUAUUUUCGGCCACAAUGACGGAAGAAGUGAAAGACUUGGCUGCGGUAUCUUUAGAAAAACCAGUCAAGGUUUUCGUCGAUAGUAACCAGGACGUAGCAUUUAAUUUGCGACAAGAAUUCAUAAGGAUUCGGAAAGACAGAGAAGGCGAUCGCGAGGCAAUAUUAGCUGCACUUAUAUGCCGAACUUUCCACGAUCACGUUAUAGUAUUUGUACAAACGAAAAAGCAGGCGCAUAGGCUGCAUAUUUUGUUGGGACUAUUAGGCGUCAAAGUAGGAGAGCUUCAUGGUAAUUUAACGCAACCUCAACGCUUGGAAAAUUUAAGAAAAUUCAAAGACGAUGAGAUCGACGUCCUAUUGGCGACUGAUGUAGCUGCCAGAGGUUUGGACAUAAGUGGUGUAAAAACGGUUAUUAAUUUCGUUAUGCCAGCCACUCUCCAACAUUACAUUCACAGAGUGGGCCGUACCGCGAGAGCCGGUCGUGGUGGUAUUUCUAUUUCUCUGGCUGGUGAGGUGGAGCGCGCCGUUGUUAAACAAGUUAUCGACAACGCGAAAAAUCCAGUGAAACGCCGAAUCAUUCCAACCGAUAUAAUCGCCAAAUAUAAUAAAAAGUUGCAAUCCCUGGAUGAAGAUGUCCAAAAGAUCCUGGAGGAAGAAAAGGCUGAGCGUGAGAUCGCCAAAAUGGAAAAUCAGGCUAACAGGGUUGAAAACAUGCUCAAAGAUGAAGACUCGAAGGAAGAUCGGGUUUGGUUCCAAACAAAAAAGGAGAGACAGAACGAGAAGGAAAGAUUAAAGCUGAGUGAAAAACAGAAGGCUGGAAAAUCGAACAACCAAGAUCCAUUGAACAUCGUGCAGGAAAAGAAAAAGGCAAAGAAGAAGAAGCCGCAGUUAGAUCCGGCGGAAGAGAGAGCAAUAAAAGAAUUGAACAAAGUUGCAGCUUAUCAGGCAAGAAUGGCGAAGCGUAAUAACAAACCCAAGAAAAUCCGCACGAUAAUCGAUGAUAGCGAAAGACCAUACAACAAACGACCGGAAACAGGUAAAAAACGUAAGUCGUCGUUCUUCAACGAUUUGACGGAUACUAGUCAAAAGGGUGUCAAGAAAAUGCGAUAUGAGUAA